GCAGCUCAGCCGGAGCCGCAGCCCGGAGGCGCCGGGCGGUGCGCUGGGUGCUGCUGCUGCCGGCCCUCCGCCGCCCGGGCCCCCGCUGCCGCCCGGGCCCCGGCUGCCGUCUGCGCCCCCGUCAACCCUACCCGCGAGUGCGCCCCAGCCGGGACGCCGCCCCCGGCCGGGUCUCCACUUCUUGGCCGCACCUUCCAUGACAGCGCCCGCGAGAAGAUGGCUGCGAAGGGCGCGCACGGCUCCCACCUGAAGGUGGAGAGCGAGCUGGAGCGCUGCCGCGCCGAGGGCCACUGGGACCGCAUGCCGGAGCUGGUCCGGCAGCUGCAGUCGCUGAGCAUGCCCGGCGGCGGAGGUAACAGGCGAGGCAUCCCGAGCGCAGCGUUCACCUUUCCGGACACCGAUGACUUUGGGAAAUUGCUGCUGGCUGAGGCCCUCCUGGAGCAGUGUUUGAAGGAGAAUCAUGCCAAAAUAAAAGACUCCAUCCCUUUGCUGGAGAAGAAUGAGCCGAAGAUGAGCGAAGCCAAAAAUUAUCUGAGCAGUAUCCUUAACCAUGGGAGGCUCACGCCACAGUACAUGUGUGAGGCCAUGCUGAUCCUGGGCAAACUGCAUUACGUGGAGGGCUCGUACCGAGAUGCCAUCAGCAUGUACGCACGGGCCGGGAUCGAUGACGUGUCCAUGGAGAACAAGCCCCUGUAUCAGAUGCGGCUGCUGUCGGAGGCUUUUGUCAUCAAAGCAUGCCUCCAGCUUCUUGGGGGAACACAGUCCCGGUGGUCAGAGGUUCUGCAGGGGAGGGUACCCAAGUCUGGGAUUCAUCGUCCGUGGAUGCUGCAGCUGUACCUGCGCCCUUUUGACAGGCUGGGCCUCUCUCUGGAACGCCUACCCAACUCCAUCGCUUCCCGCUUCCGCCUGACGGAGAGGGAGGAGGAAGUGAUCACCUGUUUUGAGAGGGCCUCCUGGAUCGCUCAGGUGUUCCUGCAGGAAUUGGAGAAGACCACAAAUAACAGCACGUCGAGGCAUCUGAAAGGCUGUCACCCGGCUGACUAUGAGCUCACCUACUUCCUGGAAGCCGCCCUCCAGAGCGCCUAUGUGAAGAACCUGAAGAAGGGGAACAUCGUGAAGGGCAUGAGAGAGCUCCGGGAGGUGCUGCGGACUGUGGAGACCAAAGCAACUCAGAACUUCAAAGUGAUGGCGGCCAAGCACCUGGCGGGGGUCCUGCUGCACUCCCUGAGUGAGGAGUGCUACUGGAGCCCCCUGUCCCACCCUCUGCCCGAAUUCAUGGGCAAGGAGGAGAAUUCUUUCGCCACGCAGGCCCUGCGGAAACCUCACCUCUAUGAAGGAGACAACCUCUACUGCCCCAAGGACAACAUCGAGGAAGCCCUCCUGCUCCUCCUCAUCAGCGAGUCCAUGGCCACUCGAGACGUGGUGCUGAGCCGGGUGCCAGAGCAGGAGGAGGACCGGGCAGUGAGCUUGCAGAAUGCUGCAGCCAUCUAUGACCUCCUGAGCAUCACGUUGGGCAGAAGGGGACAGUAUGUCAUGCUCUCUGAGUGCCUGGAGCGAGCCAUGAAGUUUGCGUUUGGAGAAUUUCACCUUUGGUACCAGGUGGCCCUCUCCAUGGUGGCUUGUGGGAAGUCAGCCUACGCCGUGUCCCUGCUGCGGGAGUGUGUGAAGUUGAGGCCCUCGGACCCCACUGUGCCCCUGAUGGCCGCGAAGGUCUGCAUCGGGUCCCUUCACUGGCUGGAGGAAGCAGAGCGCUUUGCCAUGAUGGUGAUCAGCCUCGGAGAGGAAGCCGGGGAGUUCCUCCCCAAGGGCUACCUGGCGCUGGGUCUCACCUAUAGCCUGCAGGCCACCGACGCCACCCUGAAGUCCAAGCAAGAUGAAUUGCACCGGAAGGCACUGCAGACACUGGAGAGGGCUCAGCAGCUGGCACCCGGUGACCCCCAGGUCAUCCUCUAUGUCUCGCUGCAGCUGGCCCUCGUCCGACAGAUCUCCAGCGCCAUGGAGCAGCUGCAGGAGGCCCUGAAGGUAUGCAAGGAUGAUGCCCACGCCCUCCAUCUGCUGGCACUGCUCUUCUCCGCCCAGAAGCACCACCAGCAUGCCCUGGAUGUUGUCAACAUGGCCAUCACCGAGCACCCUGAGAACUUCAACCUGAUGUUCACCAAGGUGAAGCUGGAGCAGGUGCUGAAAGGCCCAGAGGAAGCCCUCGUGACCUGCAGACAAAUGCUGCGGCUGUGGCAGACCCUGUACAGCUUCUCCCAGCUGGGAGGCCUGGAAAAGGAUGGUAGCCUCGGUGAGGGCCUCACCAUGAAGAAGCAGAGUGGCAUGCACCUGACUUUGCCUGAUGCCCAUGAUGCAGACUCUGGCUCCCGGCGGGCUUCAUCCAUCGCAGCCUCCCGGCUGGAGGAGGCCAUGUCAGAGCUGACUAUGCCCUCUUCGGUCCUGAAGCAGGGCCCCAUGCAGCUAUGGACCACGCUGGAACAGAUCUGGCUGCAGGCUGCUGAGCUGUUCAUGGAGCAGAAGCACCUCAAGGAAGCAGGUUUCUGCAUCCAGGAGGCAGCAGGCCUCUUCCCCACUUCUCACUCAGUACUAUAUAUGCGGGGCCGGCUGGCUGAGGUGAAGGGCAGCCUGGAGGAGGCCAAGCAGCUGUACAAGGAGGCGCUCACAGUGAACCCAGAUGGUGUGCGCAUCAUGCACAGCCUGGGUCUGAUGCUGAGUCGGCUUGGCCACAAGAGCCUGGCCCAGAAGGUGCUUCGAGAUGCCGUGGAGAGGCAGAGCACGUGCCACGAGGCAUGGCAGGGCCUGGGCGAGGUGCUGCAGGCCCAGGGCCAGAACGAGGCCGCCGUCGACUGCUUCCUCACUGCCCUGGAGCUGGAGGCCAGCAGCCCUGUGCUGCCCUUCUCCAUCAUCCCCAGAGAGCUGUGACGACACUGCAGCCACAGGGAGGGAGGGCCGGCCAGAGGGAGAGGCAGCAGUCAGUGUGGGGUGACAGUGGCAUCAGGUGCGGGGCCUCAGGGAAAUCCAUCUUUAGUGAACGCCUCCGCAGCUGCGGCCCUCGUUCUCCUGGCUCGGCCAAGAGGGUCUUCCUGGAUUUCUUUGUUGGUGCCUUGGGAAACAGUCUGACUUGAACCCUAAGUGCCUUUUUGCAGAGUUUUGUGGUGACCAGACUUGCACCCCAAGAGCUGGGCAGAGGGGAGCCUCACAAUUGUCCUUCACCCUCACCCAUGCCUCUGGUUGGGGGUCUGGGGAUCUCACUCCCCACUCUCAGCACAGCACAGACUUCUGGAUCCCUCUCAGGUCUUGCCCAGGGCAGUCACGACGUGAAGAAACUGGGCAAGUGGGAAGACGAUGGGAUUUCUGGGUUCCCUUCCCAGACUUGGAGUUAGCAGAUGAUGCCCACGUUGCCCCUCUUUGCCCCCUGAGGCCAGCUGGGCCCCACUGUGCUCUUUCCCUCUGCUACCAAGUGCCUUUGGGGCCUCUGGGGUCUAGCCAGGGGGGUACUGAGCACUGGCCCUUACACUUCCAUUUCCACCCACCCCAUCUCCCUGGAAAUGUGUUCCAGCCCAAGCAGCCUCCGUUGGUUUUAGAUCCUGUGGUUGCUAGAUCCAGUCCUUUCUAAUACCCUGAGUCAACACGUUACUCCUGCAGGUCUUACGCUACAAUGCAGGUCCCUCGAGGGCCAAUAACAUGGAGGUGGGCAAUUUCUAGGACUGUCGCCAGUACAUCUCACCACCCACAGCCCUUUUUUGCCUUGAUUUGAGCCCCCUAGCCUUUUGGGUUGCCCUGCCUGAGGCAGACCUGAGGAGGGGACAGAGCCCAGCCUUUCUCCUGUGACUGAGCAGGCCUCUGUGUCCAUGACACCUUUUUCCGGGCCUGGGGGCUGUGGGUGUAUGUCUUCCCUGCUGGCUCCCCUGGCCCCUGCUGCAUGACGCUCUUGGAACUCUUCCCCAAGGAGUCAGUCCCCCAGGCUUAUCAGGGAAUCCUUUUGUAUCUGCACUUUGGGUUUUAGUUUCAAAGCUCCAUCAGGUACAGCUUACAUUUCAGGAUGUGUAGAAAGCUCAGGUGAGGGCUGCCCUGGUUUGUCAUAGCUCCACCUUCCUCGGAGGGAGAGAGCUGUUGGAGACCCCCCAUCCAUGGCACACUAGCUCAGCACUGCAUGUCCCGAGAUGAUUCCCAAGACAGCUGGUGCCUCCUGGCUUUCCUGCGGCAGGCCAAGGGGCACCCCAGAGGACGCUGGAUCCUUCAUGGUUGAAGGAUCUCUAUGUAUGUGUGUAUAUAAAUAUAGUUUUUAUAUAUAUAUAUAAAAAGUAGAGAUCUAUUUUUUUCUGGAAUUAUGUUAGAAAAGUAAAGAAAAAGCAAAUGCUGUUGAUUUAUCUCAGGGUGCCCAAAGAGUUGUAGUCAAUUUUUGGUACUAGGAAAGGCACCCAAUGCAUUUCCUGACUUUUAAGCAGUUCCUUGUUGGAAGCAGCAGAGGGCCAAGCCAAGUUGCUGACAGUGACUUUACAGGUUAAAUAAAGAGACCCUCGGAGGGGAAGCAGGCUUGUCUGAAGCAGCAUGUUUAUUCACUGGGCAUGUCGCUCCCGCACCAGCCUUGAGCCAGGCCCUGGAGAGGAGGGGCUGUUGCAGGAGGAGGGAGGCCAGAGAAGUCAUCGAAGCCAAGACCUGGGCCCAGCUGAGGAGGGAUGUGGGGAAGGAAGGAUGAGAGGGAGGACCCUCUGGGAAAAUGUGGGUUUGAGCUGGUGAGAGUGUUGCCAGUUGAGGCUGGGCUAAAGCCUGGAGGGGGUAGGAGGAAGCAAGAGGGGUCCAGGCAGGGCUGAUCCUGGCCUUUGACUUGUCCAGGGGGCCACCCCAGAAGCCCCUGCUGCCUCUGGGCAUUGCUGGGAGAGGCCAAGGCAGUACUCAUAUCUGAACAGAGAGCCCCUCAGGUAUUGCUGAUGGGCCACCUUCAGCUGCAGGGAAGAAGACUAGGAGAGGAGGCAUGGGAGAGACCUGGGCCUUGUUCAGAUUGGCCACCUCUGCUGAGAAGUCCAUUCCAGUACACCCCUAAUAAGUUAUGCCACAUACCAAUGUACUGUGGAUGUUAUAACCUGCAUCAACAUAAUUCUAAACAA
Molecule: messenger RNA, 5105 nt
Organism: Cercocebus atys (sooty mangabey)
Lineage: Eukaryota; Metazoa; Chordata; Mammalia; Primates; Cercopithecidae
Gene: TTC7A
Product: tetratricopeptide repeat domain 7A
Biological process (GO): phosphatidylinositol phosphate biosynthetic process; protein localization to plasma membrane
Cellular component (GO): plasma membrane
Molecular function (GO): protein binding
Source: RefSeq, a predicted model, not a curated record